AUGGCUCGCGUUGAUGAGGAAGGAGAAGAACGAGAGGUCCGUCGGAAUAAUGAUUGUGAAAUCCAUCCAAAAUACUUAGUAACGCCAAACGCAAAGUUCAUAGAGCAUAGCAAGAAGUACUUUUCAAGAAUGUUCAACAAUGAGAGAUAUGCUGAGAUGCUAGAUCGUCUUUCACAACAAAUCUAUGAAUAUUACUACAAUAAUCUUGAGGUAUAA
Strongylus vulgaris is the source of this 216-nucleotide messenger RNA. The record is from the annotation of a GenBank genome assembly. Lineage: Eukaryota; Metazoa; Nematoda; Chromadorea; Rhabditida; Strongylidae.